Messenger RNA from Macrosiphum euphorbiae (potato aphid), 2202 nucleotides. The record is from the annotation of a GenBank genome assembly. Lineage: Eukaryota; Metazoa; Arthropoda; Insecta; Hemiptera; Aphididae.
AUGUUUUGUCUACUUAUUGACGAUCAGGUAGCGUCAACCACAACCAUCUCUAGACCACACAACAUACAAUUGAACGGGAUGUUUUAUGUUGGUGGCGUGCCUAAAGAAUUGCAUAAACGUCAGUCAAAGCACAUACACUCGAGACACGGGUUUGAGGGAUGCAUGUCCGGAUUGGAAUACAAUGGCGAAUCUCCGGACAUGGUAGAGAAUGCCACCAUACCCAGCACACUCAUCACCGUUGGUUGCGACGGACUUAGCAAAAUGUGCACGCAAGACAUGUGUGACAACCACGGAACGUGCGUGGAACAGUGGAAUUCGUAUUCGUGCGAUUGCGACAUGACAGCAUUUGUUGGACCGACAUGUUCUGAACCGUCUAUUUCUUAUGAUUUUGGCCCUGAUGGGGGUCUUGUGACAUAUGCGUUCCCCGAUGGACGCCAACCAGAUAUGCAAAACGACCUAUUGGCUUUGGGUUUCAUCACGUCCAAGUCCAGCGGUGUGCUGUUCCGCGUAGAAAGUGGCACUUCUGGUGAUUACCUACAGCUUGAAAUGGUGAAUGGACAUAUUGUAGUAGUUUACAACGUUGGAACUAAUGACCAUCCUAUCGGUGAGGCAAAUGUCAUAGUGAACGACAAUUCCUAUCAUUUGGUCAGAUUUGUAAGGUCGGGGCCAAACUCGACUUUGCAAGUGGACGAUAAUAGUAUGCAAACUCUGUACCCUUCAGGACACCAACUCAGUGUGUUCAAUAGACAGUCAACAAUUCAAGUUGGUGGUAGGUGGAAUAAAACUAAACAACGUAUUGAAGACGCGUUCGAAGGAGUUAUGGUGGGUUUGGUCUUCAAUGGCCUCAGGGUGUUUGACUUGACGGCCAACAGAGAUCCAAGGACAACCAGCAAAGGAGAUGCUCAACAGUUGUCAUCGAUUUUGGACAGGCUGAACGAACACUCUCUGCUGGAUACCAUGCAACAGACACCAGCAUCGGGGGUAAUGGACGACUUAGUAUACUCUGGAGCAGGAUCUGGUUGUAACCACGACGAUGAAGACCAGUGUACUGUAACAUUUGAUGUUGGGUCUGGAGAUGACUUGAUUACACCCGUAUAUGUACCUCCAACAGUUGUACCACCUCCAUCAUUAGUAACUGAAGUCCCUGGAGCGUGUGAUGACGAAGAAACCGAUUGUAUUACGGGUUCUGGAUUUGGCCCAACGUCUUCUACUGACGAUUCAGCCACUACUAUUAAAAGUUCACAUCCGGUGGUGACGACGUUCAACGGCGCUACCAACUGGACGACGACGUCCAUUAACCGAUCCGCGGGGGUGGACCAGCAGUCGGUGAACAAGACUGCCACGGCGGGCGCGGGGAGUACCGCGGUUCCGGCCACCAAUCAAACGGAUCAGUCCUGGUCGUCGGCGGUCACGACCACCGCGACGAAAACGGGCACGCACUCGAGGGUGUCCGGUACCGAGGUAACGGCGACCGCGACCGCGGUGACAAACACGAGCAGUUCGGCCGGCGUGUCGUCAUCUGGUGGCAACGAAAAGUCAACCGGAACUGUGGUCAUCACCACAAGCACUACCAGCACCUCGACGCACUCGACAUCCUUCGACGGCGACAAGCAGACGAACGUGAAAUCGGGCGGCGGCGUGAGCGGCGGUGGUUACGAAUACGGCGGCGGCAACCGUUACGGCGGCGGUUACGACGAACGCGAUGGCGAAACGAUGAUGACCACGCCAAACGUGGUGUUCGGCGGCGAUCAUUUCCCGCCGGCGGCCAAACCGACGCCGCCCAAGCACGUCGAGCCGCCGAUCAACACGAAGGCGGCCGAAAGCACGGCGUUCGUAGUGCUCGUCACGGCCGCCACGCUCAUCAUCAUCGUGCUCAUCAUACUGCUCGUGCUCAAGGUCAAGUACAGGACCGACACGAACAGGUACAAGAUCGAAAUGCCCAAAGCUUACUGCGCGCCCGUCGAACAGGGCUCGGACAGGGGUGGCCUGUGCCAACAGCAGCAGCAGCAGCAGCACCAUCUGCACCAUCAGCAGCAGGCCAACCUGCUGUCGCCGGGCAACUAUCCGUCGUCGGCGCAGUCGUCGCCAACGUACGCGCACAACAACUUCAGGCCGCACAGUGGCGGAAGCGGUGUCGGUGGAAUCGUCGGAGUGAGCAACAAGCCGAAGAAGAGACAGGACGUCAAGGAGUGGUAUGUGUGA